Botrytis porri is the source of this 204-nucleotide messenger RNA. RefSeq lists its product as uncharacterized. The transcript has a single exon. The coding region runs from base 1 to 204 and encodes 67 amino acids. The record is from RefSeq and is a predicted model, not a curated record. NCBI's taxonomy places the organism in Eukaryota, Fungi, Ascomycota, Leotiomycetes, Helotiales, Sclerotiniaceae.
AUGUCUCGAUGUCGCAAAAACUUUGAAUUUGGGGAAGAGAAGAAACAGACGAGUCAAAAACCUCUCAUAAAAAGAGUAAGCAAAAACGCCUUUGAUGUGCCGGGAUUGUUUGUAAACGGUAAGAAAGGGGAAAUACAUGAUGGUGAAUCUUUCGCUGAUCGUUGGUCACAUCGUGGGGGGAAAAAUGUGCUUCAGGGUGGUUAA